Clonostachys solani is the source of this 3345-nucleotide messenger RNA. Lineage: Eukaryota; Fungi; Ascomycota; Sordariomycetes; Hypocreales; Bionectriaceae. The record is from the annotation of a GenBank genome assembly.
AUGCCUAAGAAGGAUAAGAAGCAUGCCAAAAACCAUAGCGGCAUCGCUGCGGCGGUGACAGAGCAGACUGCUGGCAAGUUCGCCUUGUCCAACGGAAACCAGAGCUACGGAAGUAGUGACAACUCUUCAACCAACCCGAGCCUGCCCACUUCCACCGAGUCGACCCCUCCCAUUCACACCCCUGACGUGUUGAGGCCGACUUCCGUCACUGACAAUGCGAUACAAUCACCGUCGCCUUUGCUGGAUGCCAUAUCCAACGCUUCGAUAUCUGCAAGCACUGUCCCAAGCAUGAAUAAUGACUGGGCCAGGGCCGGGGGUAUGGCUGGUUCCCCAGGCAAUCUCAUCUCCAUCAUGGGCGACUCGCCCCCGACACAACCUUCUUCGUAUGAGGACUCGUCUCUUCGCGCUCCCAGUGGCUGGCCUGCUCAGCGAGCACUUGCGACCCCAUCCCCUGCGUCUUUGUCUCCCCCAAACAACAUACGACGCCCGUUGAGUUUCCAGCUCGAGGCCCAUUACCAGCAUCCUGAGCCGCUGCCUCAAAUGUCGUCAGCUGCCCAUAGGAGGAGCUCUCUGCACUCUCAGCUCUCGCAUGCCCGCAACAGCUCGCAUCCUCCACUCCCACAUCAGCCGCAACAGCACUAUUACGGAGCUCCGGAUCUUGACUUGACACUUAGACCACGGUCUGGCAUCACUCCUGGAGACCGGGGCUAUUUCUUUGGGUUUGAUAGCCUCCCUGUCAUUGGUGGCGUGCAGGGUGCGGCUGACAACGUCGUAAUUGCGGGCUUUGAAGGUGGCCUGGACGUCUAUGCGGUCUCGAAGAAGGGCAUCGAGCCUGUUGCCGGGCUUAAGGGGCUUCGGGGCGGCGUCGUACAUGCCAAGAUUCUACCAUGGACCGUCACCGGCGAGCAAAGGGGCAUCUUCCCCCUCAUCGCAGUAGUUCUUCACGGCCCGGUACUUCCUUCGGGUUCGUCCGAAGCUGCUCCCGACCUGAGCAACAAUCCAAGCCCGCGACUGGAUGGCGCUGCCAGUCCUCGCUCUGCAUUUGGCCCGCCCGAGGGUCUUCUAGGCCAGCAAUCGUCGGCAUCCAUCAAGGCGUACCAAACUUCCGUCCAUAUAUAUUCCUUGAAAACGAACAAGUUGGUGGACACUUUGCUGCAAUCGCCACAGAUACCCAUCAGCACAGCCGUUUCCCUGACAAGUCCCAUCUUCCAACCUCCCCCUCCCAGCGGCUCCUUGACAAUCAAAGCUGAUGCAGGGACGGUCAUUGUUUGCUCGGGCGUGACUGGUGAGUGUUGGGUGUACUUGCAGCUCCUCGAGCCCCAGAACGAGUCGGUAUUUGCAUGCGUUGGGAAACUCUGGACAUGUACCCAGCAAAGGCGUCGGACCGAGGUUCCAGAGGGCUCUGAUAAGGCACACGCCUUUGGCCUUCCCUCACGAUCUGCCGACCCAACGUCCAUCAUAGCGCUCAACGGUCGCUGGAUCGCCUAUUGCCCUGCGGCGCCAUCUUCACAACUAUCGCUCAAGGCCCACGUUCCGGUUCCUCUGCUUGGACGAUCAAACACCGCUUUGAGUCUCACACCACCCCAGCUGCCCCUUGCAACGGCCUCCGUGGAUCUGAUUUCGGAUAGUAUUAUGAACAAGAUCAUGCGGGAGACAACGCAAGAGCUCAUCUCUGGUGCCAAAUGGGUUGGCCAGCAAGGACUACAGGCGUGGAAUGCCUAUUGGAACAAAUCCUCCAGCCCACAGCCGCAGUCGCAGGCAGUACGACCGCCGCCAGCAGCUCAGUUCCCGCCAACCCAUGGUACUCCGGGACAGUCUGCGCCUAAGGAGCCAGGAAUUGUGUCCAUCGUGGAUGCCGAGUCUCUAGCCGUAUCGUCGACAGUACACCCAAUAACGAGCUUUGUGCCGCCGCAGGGGUGCAGCUUCUUGUCCUUUGCCCCGACCUCCCUCGCGCUGUUCACAGCCAGCAGUAAAGGCGACGUACAGAAUGUGUGGGAUCUUCUCCGCAUCCAAUACACCAAAUCAUCGCCGAUCCAGGCUAGCGUUUCACCUGGCGAGAGCGCUGGACCUCAAGUUCGCCAGAUCGCACACUUCUCUCGAAUGACCGUUGCGCGGGUAGUGGAUGUUGUUUGGGCUGAGCCUCACGGAGAGUCCCUCGCUGUGCUCACGGAAAGGGGGACGGUGCAUUUGCUUGAGAUGCCUUUCAGCGCUUCCAUGUGGCCGCCUCCAAGGCGACGCAAGGCUGUCCCGGAAGCCAAUCCAGAGACGGCUGAAACGUCGUCGAAUUCUGCGGUAUCAAUCGCUGCAGGUGCUUUUGGCGCUGCUUACCAGGCUGCUCGCCCAUUUGUUGCGAGGUCGAGACGAAAGAGUGCGAGUCCUUCAACAGGAAAUGCAAAUACAUUCAAGGAUUCUGCAGCGCAUGGUGGAAGAGUCAUUGCGGCCAGCAUUAGUAGUUCGCUGGGUAAAACUGGAACUGCCAUAAGUCAACUCCGCAACACAGCUGAGAAUCGCGUGUCGCUGCCGUCGAGUCCUUCACCACCAGGGCCAUCAUCUGUUAGAUGGGUUAGGGGACGAAAGUCGCACAGCCUUUAUAUCCUAGGUGGCGGUGUUAUUCGCAUCUUCCCCAACAAGGUGCCACGUUCGUCGAGCCAGCCAACCCGACGAGCAUCCCGCUAUAAAGAUAUUAAUCUACCAUCGCUACCCGACGAUAUGAUCGCCCCGGCUAUCCGGCAGAUCUUGGACCUAGGCAUGCCUGAUGAUGUUUUCAACUUGUCAGAUAGGGACCUGGAGGCUGAAAACACCGUGACCCUCCCUCGUCCUCGCAUGAGAGCUGACGACCAGAGCUUUGAGGCAGCCAUUCCCCAAGCAGAGAUCGAAUCCAGCGCGCCUUAUCAGCCGUUCCAUACAGAUAGGCGUGUUGCUCUCUGCGAGUACACUCGCCAAGGUGACUCGGGUGGCAUGGACUCAUUAGUGGCCGACCUUGAAAACGUCGAGAUAACAGAGAAUUCUCCCCCAAAAAAGAAAAAGGGGAAGCAACAAUCUGCACCCCCCAACAAUCAAACCAAGAAGGCAGGCAUUGUGUCUGCAUGGGCCUUUGGACAGGAUAUUCCAGUCGUGAAGCUUGACUUGGGAAUCCUGCCAAUAACAGGUGACGAUGGAUUCGAAGGGCUGGACGACCAAGCUCUCCCUCCAUCGGCGAUGGAGCGUGUUAUGGAGUAUGGAGAUCAGGAGCAAAUUGUAGUCACGACGAGGAAGCGACGAACUGCUCGGCAAGGAGAUGCAGAGGGUGACGGCUUCUUUGAAGAUGAUUGCGAGGUUCUCGAUUUUGCUGACCAGAGAGUCUAA